Messenger RNA from Lichtheimia ornata, 609 nucleotides. RefSeq lists its product as uncharacterized. Bases 1 to 609 code for a protein of 202 amino acids. Gene Ontology annotation, biological process: transcription by RNA polymerase I. The transcript is spliced from 5 exons. The record is from RefSeq and is a predicted model, not a curated record. Lineage: Eukaryota; Fungi; Mucoromycota; Mucoromycetes; Mucorales; Lichtheimiaceae.
AUGCCAGAAUCGUCAGUAAUACCAAGUGGCUUCGAAGAAUACAAAGGCCAACCUCCCUUUGAUAUCGACGACGACGACAAGGAGCUCUGGCUUAUUCGUGUUCCAGACAACGUCUCAGUUGAACAGCUAUCAGGCAUGAAGAUCCAAGUGCCAUCAGAAAAGAACCAGGCAAAGUCACUUGGCAAGCUCAACCUUGGUGAUGAAGGAUCAUUUGGAUUAUAUCAAGUGCCCAACGAGGAUCAGGAUACUGGUAUCAGUGGACAAGAAAUGAGUGGAUUUACGAUUAUGAUGCCCACCAAAGAUGGCAAGCUGAAAAUUGCAUCCAAGGAGGUCAAGCACAAGUUGAUCCUUGAUGAACAAGUCGCUAUCCCUGAUUCCACAGAAGUUGCAAAGGAGAUCUUGUCUCGACCAGUGGAGCCGCGACCACAACCUGAUGGGCUCAAGAUGCGAUUUAAACCUUAUGGCUUUGAUACAGGUGCACCCAUCACAACCGAAUCCACCAAGACAUCCAACAAAGGGGCUGUGAGCAAAGAGGAAAAGAAAAGGAAACGAUCAACCGAAGAAGCCAAGGAAAAGAAGAAGAAGAAAUCCAAAAAGUCAUCAGCAUAA